AUGUGGAGAACACUCGCAGCUGCAUUAAGAUCAAAACACGAUAUAUGUUUAACUGUUGCAACUAGCGGUAUAGCAUCAUUGUUACUUCCAGGAGGUAGAACUGCACAUUCAAAGUUCAGGAUACCGGUACCAACUAUGGACAAUUCUACUUGCAAGGUUGAAUUCAACGAUGAUGUCGCAGACAUGUUACAACAGACAAAGCUUAUAAUAUGGGAUGAGGCACCAAUGGCGCAUAAGUAUGCAAUAGAAUCGCUUGACAGAACUUUGAAAGAUGUUAUGAGUGCAGACAAAAAUUCAACUGAUGUAUUCGGUGGAAAGGUUGUUGUUUUCGGGGGCGAUUUCAGACAGAUUUUACCUGUCGUCCCCAGAGGCAGUCGUUCCGAUAUUGUACACUAUUGGCUUUUAAGAAUAGGAGAGGGCCGAAUAUCUGAGCCUAAUGACGGCACCGCCGAAAUCAACAUACCACCUGAUAUUCUGAUAACAGAAUUUGAUGAUCCAAUCGUGGCCAUUGUCAAUAGCACAUACCCUGAUUUCAUAAAUAAUUUCCAAUGUGUUGAUUACCUUAAAAGUCGAGCGAUACUUGCCUCUACACUGCAGAUUGUUGAUCAGAUCAAUGACCAUAUACUUAGAUUGAUGCCAGGAGAGAUUCGUGACUACUACAGCGCAAAUUCAGUUGACAAGUCUGAGAUUCAUGACCCAGCAGUAGUUGAUAUCCUCACACCAGAAUUUCUAAGUUCCCUCCGAACAUCAGGAUUGCCAAACCAUCACUUAAAACUAAAGGUUGGGACACCUAUAAUGCUCAUGAGAAAUAUAGAUCAGGCUGAAGGUUUAUGUAACGGCACAAGGCUGUGUAUAACAAAGAUGGCAGCCCAUGUACUGGAGGCUUCAAUAAUGGGUGGUAAAGGUUUGGGAAAUUUGGUUUACAUACCUCGAAUGGACAUGUCACCAUCCCAAUCACCAUGGCCAUUCAAACUGAAUAGGAGACAGUUCCCUAUUAUAGUUUCCUAUUCUAUGACAAUUAACAAAUCACAGGGACAGUCAUUGGAUAACGUUGGUUUGUACUUACCGAAAGAUGUAUUCACACAUGGCCAGAUUUAUGUCGCAUUGUGA
Messenger RNA from Vicia villosa (hairy vetch), 1110 nucleotides. RefSeq lists its product as uncharacterized. The coding region runs from base 1 to 1110 and encodes 369 amino acids. Gene Ontology annotation, molecular function: DNA helicase activity. Lineage: Eukaryota; Viridiplantae; Streptophyta; Magnoliopsida; Fabales; Fabaceae. The record is from RefSeq and is a predicted model, not a curated record. The transcript is spliced from 3 exons. Gene Ontology annotation, biological process: telomere maintenance; DNA repair.